CUUAUUUAUCCUUUAGAAGGAAGGUGGCCAUUCAAAUUGGUUGGGUGACCCAGAAGAACCAUUAACAGGAUUUUCAUGGCGAGGAGGCUCUGACCCAGAAACCACUGGGAUUCAGAUCUGGAGUGAUGUUUUCACUGUGGAGAAGCCAGGUGGGAAGAAGGUUGCAGUUAUUCUGAUGGACACACAAGGGGCUUUUGACAGCCAGUCAACUGUGAAAGACUGUGCCACCAUUUUCGCUCUAAGCACCAUGACUAGUUCUGUUCAGAUUUAUAAUUUGUCUCAGAACAUUCAGGAAGAUGAUCUUCAACAGCUGCAGCUCUUCACAGAAUACGGUCGUCUGGCAAUGGAUGAAAUUUCCGAAAAACCCUUCCAGACACUGAUGUUUUUGGUUCGAGACUGGAGUUUCCCCUAUGAAUACAGCUAUGGACUGCAAGGAGGAAUGGCAUUUUUGGAUAAGCGUUUACAGGUGAAGGAACAUCAACAUGAAGAAAUUCAGAAUGUUCGAAAUCACAUCCACUCAUGUUUCUCCGAUGUUACCUGUUUUCUCUUACCACAUCCAGGACUCCAGGUGGCCACAAGUCCUGAUUUUGAUGGGAAAUUGCAAGAUAUUGCUGGUGAAUUCAAAGAGCAGUUGCAGGCGCUGAUACCAUAUGUAUUAAAUCCAUCUAAGUUAAUGGAAAAGGAGAUCAAUGGCUCAAAAGUUACCUGCCGCGGACUGUUGGAAUAUUUUAAGGCAUAUAUUAAAAUUUAUCAAGGAGAAGAUCUGCCUCACCCCAAAUCCAUGCUUCAGGCCACUGCUGAAGCCAACAAUUUAGCAGCUGCAGCCUCUGCCAAGGACAUUUAUUAUAAUAGCAUGGAGAAGGUUUGUGGGGGAGAGAAACCUUAUAUGUCUCCUGACAUUUUAGAGGAGAAGCACUGUGAAUUCAGACAACUGGCUCUGGACCAAUUUAAGAAGACCAAGAAGAUGGGUGGGAAGGAUUUUAGCUUUCGCUACCAGCAGGAGCUGGAGGCAGAAAUCAAGGAACUCUAUGAAAACUUCUGCAGGCACAAUGGUAGCAAGAAUGUCUUUAGUACUCUCCGAACCCCUGCAGUGCUGUUCACAGUCAUUGUUAUUUUGUACAUAGCCUCAGGCCUCACCGGCUUCAUUGGUCUUGAGAUUGUGGCCCAACUGUUCAACUGUAUGGUUGGACUGCUGUUAAUAGCGCUCCUUACUUGGGGGUACAUCAGGUAUUCCGGUCAAUAUCGAGAGCUGGGCGGAGCUAUUGACUUUUGUGCAGCAUAUGUGUUAGAGCAGGUUUCUUCUCAUAUUGGUAAUUCUACUCAAGCUGCUGUGAGGGAUGCAGUUGUUGGGAGACCACCUAUGGAUAAAAAAGCUCAAUAGCAUCUUAACAGAUCCAGCAGGAGCCCGACCAGUUCCUGGAUUCUUGGAUCUCUUCAUGGCCCUGGGUCCAGGUCCAGAGGAAGGGCAGAUCGGAAACCAUCUGGCAAGAGCUGCAACAGGGAACUGCAAUAAAUGAACUGACCUCUUCUGUGGUUUCAAAUUCUUAAACACAUUUCCAUUUCUGUUGGAAGCAUUCCUUUUCUUGCUCUUAGAUCCAAGUCCAUAUCUGUCUUGUUAUUCUCUGCUUUGUGCACUUUAUAGGCAGUGGGGGAAGCUAAAGAAAAAUGUGGAAAUGCAGCUUUUAAGUCUUUUAUGUGCCACUCUAGUGCCUUUUAAGAUUGAAUCCAUGCUUUUGUGGACACAGAGGGGAAGAGAUGGAGGAAAACUUCAUGAAAAUGUGCUAUUGUGGGUGAAACUUGUCAAUUCUUACAUACCUUACUCAUUUGAGAUAGUUUCCUUUUUUAAAAAGUUUACAAAACUUGGAGAAGCUUCAGAACUAAAGAAUAACUGAAAAUGAUGCCACUACACUUUUAAAAUCUUAUUUAUAAUUUUAAGCUUCUGUUUGCCAUAUGCCAUGGGAAAACCAUAUCAUAUUUAAAUAUACAUACUUUAGAAUAUAAGGUCUUUUACUUGAUAGCUUGGUAGUUUUGUUGAAUCUGCUUUAUUUUUUGUUCCUAUGGCUUUUAGUACAGAGGUAAACAUGCCUGAAAAGCCAGAGUAGCCCAUAAUAAGAGGAAUGAGAAUGGAUA
Messenger RNA from Urocitellus parryii (Arctic ground squirrel), 2130 nucleotides. NCBI's taxonomy places the organism in Eukaryota, Metazoa, Chordata, Mammalia, Rodentia, Sciuridae. The record is from RefSeq and is a predicted model, not a curated record.